AUAUUAAAAAUUUACUCGAACAUCAUUAUAUAAACUCCGCCGAUUCCCCCAUAAUUCUUCAAUAACUCUCAAUCGAACAUCUACAGCCGCUCUCUCAACGAAUUUCUCUAAUUGUUCUUUUGUCUACAGCGUUUUUCAUUUGAUGUUGUUUUUUGUUAAUCGAUUUUUUCCUAUUAAAUUUUAAUUGGAUAUUUUGCAGGUUGCGGAUUGUAAUAUUAUAUAACUUUUUGGAUUUUACAUAACUAUUUCUUGCAGGAUCUUGAGUUGUUCGUUGCUUUUCGUUUCUAUUUUGUUAUAUAUAUCUGUUUUUUUUUUCUGGGAUACUUGAUAUUAUGGAUGCAGGAUCUUUGAAUUCUUUUUCAAACUUGAAUGGUCAAUCUAAAUGGCCACUCCAAGAGCAGUUUCUCCUGAGAAGGAAUAAUUCUAAAGAAAAUAUGGAUAGAUUCAUACCGAACCGUUCGGCAAUGGACUUCGAUUAUGCUCAUUACAUGCUGACCGAAGGGAGGAAGAUCAAAGAGGACCAAACAGUGUGCUCACCUGCCAAGGAUGCCUACAGGAAGAUGUUGGCCGAGAACUUGAACAUGAACCGGACCCGGAUCUUGGCUUUCAAAAACAAGCCACCGACACCGGUGGAAAACUUUUCUUCCGAUAAUUCGACUGCUUCGGUUCAUCCGGCCAAAUCCGCAAAGCCUAGAAGACACAUUCCACAGAGCUCUGAAAGGACAUUGGAUGCUCCUGAUCUCGUCGAUGAUUUUUACUUGAACUUAUUGGAGUGGGGCAGCGGCAAUGUUCUUGCAAUAGCACUUGGUAACACCGUGUAUUUGUGGGAUGCUUCAGAUAGUUCUACGUCAGAACUUGUUACAGUUGAUGAUGAAAAUGGUCCAGUAACAAGUGUGAAUUGGGCACCCGAUGGUCGGCAUAUUGCCAUCGGCUUGAACAAUUCCGAAGUACAACUAUGGGAUUCGGCUUCGAACCGACAGCUGCGUACUCUGAGAGGCGGUCACACAUCGAGAGUUGGUUCGAUGGCAUGGAACAAUCACAUUCUCACAACAGGAGGCAUGGAUGGUCAGAUUUUAAACAAUGAUGUGAGAAUCAGAUCACAUAUUGUCGAAACCUACAGAGGGCACCAGCAAGAGGUUUGCGGGCUGAAAUGGUCGGCUUCCGGACAACAACUAGCCAGUGGAGGCAAUGAUAAUCUUGUUCACAUAUGGGAUAGGUCCAUGGCUUCUUCGAAUUCACCAACACAAUGGCUGCACAGGUUGGAGGAUCAUACAUCUGCGGUCAAGGCCCUAGCCUGGUGCCCUUUCCAGAGCAAUUUGCUGGCCACUGGUGGAGGAGGCGGUGAUCGAACCAUUAAGUUUUGGAACACACAUACGGGUGCAUGCUUGAAUUCGGUCGAUACAGGCUCUCAGGUGUGCUCUCUGCUGUGGAGCAAGAACGAGAGGGAGCUUUUGAGUUCUCAUGGAUUUACUAACAAUCAGUUAACCCUUUGGAAAUAUCCAUCGAUGGUGAAGAUGGCGGAGUUAACCGGUCAUACGUCUAGAGUACUUUACAUGGCUCAAAGCCCCGAUGGCUGCACGGUGGCAUCAGCUGCCGGGGACGAGACACUAAGAUUCUGGAAUGUUUUUGGGGCCCCAGAAGUGGCUAAAGCUGCUCCAAAAGCGAACCAUGAGCCAUUCUCUCAGUUGAACCGUAUCCGGUGAUG
Messenger RNA from Hibiscus syriacus, 1705 nucleotides. RefSeq names its product cell division cycle 20.2, cofactor of APC complex-like. Gene Ontology annotation, biological process: positive regulation of anaphase-promoting complex-dependent catabolic process; anaphase-promoting complex-dependent catabolic process; positive regulation of ubiquitin protein ligase activity. The record is from RefSeq and is a predicted model, not a curated record. Gene Ontology annotation, molecular function: protein binding; ubiquitin ligase activator activity; anaphase-promoting complex binding. NCBI's taxonomy places the organism in Eukaryota, Viridiplantae, Streptophyta, Magnoliopsida, Malvales, Malvaceae. Gene Ontology annotation, cellular component: anaphase-promoting complex.